AGGUCACUCACUCUUCUACACCUAGUGAACCUCCUUUUCCCCUUAAUUUUUAGAGCAUUAUCCCGUGAUAUCCAAUUGUCCCGCCAAAUAUCCACUGCAGCUCCGGAUCCAAUACGCCAAAUAACUCCUUUUUUAGAAGCUCAAGGCCAUGAAGAAUGCCUUGCCAUGAUGGUGAGCCUCCACUUGAGAAAACAGUGUCAUGAAGUUGGCCUCCAAGGAAAUACUUUGCCUUAAGCACCCGUGCACACAGACUCUGAGGAAAUUGCAGGAGUCGCCAUGCUUGCCUAGCCAAUAGAGCUUGGUUGAAGGCUUUUAAAUCACAAAAGCCCAUUCCACCGAAACCUUUUGGAGCCGCAAGUUUCUCCCAAGAAAUCCAGUGAACCUUCCUUUCAUUCAACUCAUCCCCCCACCAGAAAUUCAGAAUCAGUUGCAUAAGCUCCUCACACAAGCCAGCUGAGAGUUUGAAAAUUCCCAUAGAAUAUGUGGGGAUUGCUUGCAUAAUCGAUUUGAUUAAGACCUCCUUCUCCCCUGCAGAAAGGGAGCCCAGGGUAUUUCUCCUCGAAACCCGCUUUUUCCACACCAAGGAUGCUCUUCACCACCUCUUGGUUCUCUGCACUGCAGGAUCUUCCAAACAAAACAGAAGAUUUAUUUAAACUCAAGAGCUGGCCCGUACUCCUCUCAUACCUUGUCAAAGCAUCUUGCACAAUUGACGCCUGGUCUCGAGUAGCCUUCAAAAAUAGGAGACUAUCAUCUGCAAAUAGUAAGUGUGACAGUCCCGGCGCUCCACGGCAGAUAACCAUCUACUUUAGUUUACCUCUCUGAAUUUCCUUAUUUAAUAUACGCGAGAGACCAUCAGCAACAAAAAGAAACAAAUACGGGGAGAGAGGAUCUCCUUGAUGGAGGCCACGCGACGGAGAAAAUUCCUGGAGCUGCUCUCCGUUGAGGCGAAUAGAAUAACGCAUUGUGGUAACACACGUCAUAAUCCAGUUAAUCCACCUUUGAUGAAAGCCCACUUUAUGCAAAAUUGCCUCUAAGGCUCCUCAAUCAACCCGAUCAUAUGCUUUAGCAAGGUCCAACUUACAACAACAACAACAACAUCCAACUUAUAAGCACAAAAAUCUCCAUGUUCGCUUACACUCUUCUGUAUAGCAUGGAUACACUCAAACGCAAUUAACGCGUUAUCUGUGAUCAAACGCCCCGGGAUAAAGGCACUUUGAGUAGGGCUGAUGAUAUGCUCUAAUAAUGGUCUCAGUCGAUUGACAAGGCACUUUGAAAUGACUUUAUAAAUCACAUUACAAAGACUGAUAGGUUUAUUGAUUUUCUGGAUCAUUGAUUUUCGGGAUUAACACAAUAGCAGUAUCGUUAAUCCCCUUAUCCAUAAUUCCUUCUGUGAAAAACAUAUGAACUGCUUUGAUUGUAUCUUCUCGAAGCACCUCCCAAUGCCUCUGGAAAAAGCGAGCUUAGAAACCGUCUGGCCCUGGAGCUUUUAAUAGGCCAAUUUGAAACAGAGCAUCACUAAUCUCUUUAUCUGUAAAACCUUCGCAUAAUUGUGCAUUCAUGCCAUCCGAAAUCACGGGUUCCAGAAUUUGAAUUAAUGGUUCUGGAUCAACAGCCAGGUCCCUUGUGUAUAGGUUUAUGAAAGCUUUGUUCACGAGAUCCUCCAUAUCCUCCUUUUUGUCCAACCAAACACCAUUUGUGCCUCUAAGACGCUGGAUCCUAUUCUUCUUGGAGCACCAUGCACCUUUACGAUGAAAAUACUUGGUAUUCCGAUCCCCUUCGUGCAUCCACGCAAUGCGAGAGCGUUGGAACCACAUCAUCUCCUCCUUGUAGAGAAGUUCAUCCAUUUCCCGUCCUAUUAUCAUUCUCUCUUCUGCAGCUUGUUCAGACUGAUCAGUGAGAAGAACUUCCAGUCGAGCUCUUCGUUUCUCCAAUUCCUCAGUAACGUUCCUGAUAUGCCUACGACCCCAACCAUGCAGCGAGCCCAUCAUAGAUUUUAGGUUACCCGCAAAAUCACCCAGACUUCCCACCGGUCAGGCGCGCUUCCAAGUCUCCUUAACCUCCUGGAAUAGGUCCUCCUCUCUUUCCCAAAAAAAAACUCAUACCGUCUGGCAUUACUCCCCGGCCUUCUUGGUUGAGGCAGCUGCACCUGUAGAAGUAAGGGGCAGUGGUCCGAUCUUGGAGAAACCAAGUGUUGGACUUGCGCAUUCGGAAACAAGGUCAUCCAUGUCGGAUUUGCCACUCCCCUAUCUAACCGGACUUUAACAUUUUGACCACCCCGUUGUUUAUUAUCAUAAGUCCAAGGUAGCCCAAGAAAGCCAAUGUCAAAGAGGUCACAAUGGGAUAAUACCUCUCUGAAAUCCAUCAUCUGGUUCUCCUGUCGCUUAGUGUGUGAGUAAUGUUCACCUUGCCACAUUGCUUCAUUAAAAUCGCCUAUUAUCAGCCAUGGGGCAUUUGAGUGUGGCUUAAUCCGAUGUAAUAAAGUCCACAUAUGGUGCCUAUCCUGCACCCUAGGUUCGCCAUACACAAAAGUUCCCCGCCAUUGGACCCCAUUGGGUCCUUCCCGAACAAGCACAUCAAUAUGAUGCUUCCCGAAAGAGAGAAGCUCCACCACAAGGCUUUCAUCCCAGAAAAGCCCCAAACCUCCACCUUUGCAAUCUCCCUUAACUGUGAGACAGUGUUUCAACCUUAUCCACCAUCUUAAUCUUCGAACGUACUCUCAUUCCUGUCUAGUUUCGGACAGAAAAACGAUCUUAGGCUUAUGCUUCUGCACAAGGCAGACCACCUCUUGAACUGUCCGGGUUUGCCCAAGUCCCCGGUAGUUCCAACAUAGAGUAUACAUUAGGCCCGGCGGAGCUCCUCAAUGGAGCCCGCCGAUGUUGCCAAGUCAUUUUGGUUUAGUUGAAUGUUUUCCACCAUUUUCUGCCUCUUCAAGUCCCUGCUAGCAAUAAAAUCAUCUACAUUCUCCUCAUCUUCCCCUCCCUCCUUCAUGUUGACAUCAGCCUCUAAAACCUCUCCAUUCAGGGCCGAGCCAGGAGGUCUAACAAUCGGGGUGUUGCCAGGCCCUUCCUCCCCAUCAAGUUCUGUAUCACACUGCUCAAGUGUUAGACGCCUCUUACUCAAAGGGGUUGAUCCCCUCUGGUUCUUCUUAAGGUCUUCCUCAUCCUCAUCAUAUUCCUCCGGGCCAUGUUGAGAGAGGCCAGAACCCCUUCUCCCAGUCUCCUUCUUACGCCCUCCUCCUUCUUCCCCUCCUGGCGUCCAGAAACCUCUCCUUCUGAACUCCGGAGCUAUCAAUAUCUCUGGAUAGAUUAUCACCUCUGACGGGUGCACUCCAUCACCGUGUUCCUUAGUGACAUGUCUCACCAGUCCACACACUCCACAGAACAUAGGCAUCUUUUCAUACAUAAGCCUGAAGAACAUCUUCCUUUUGUUUAAUGUUGUACUGGCUGCCCGUGUGAGGGGUUUUUGUACAUCAAUGAGCACCCUCACACGAACACCAUCACCCCUACCCCGAACUGAGUCAGUAUCCAACUUAAGAACGGUACUUGCACGUCGGGCCAAUUGAGUGGCAAUACUUCCAGUCCGGAUCUUCUCCUUUAGGUCAUGCACUUGCACCCAUGCGGGGAAUGUUUCAAGUUCAACCGACUUAACAUCUGCCCAGCCAUCAUAGGGUGCCAGCAACAAUGGACAGCCUCUGAAGAUCCAAGGACCAUUCUCCAUUACCCGUUUCCAGUCAGCCAAGCAGUGAAAUUUGAUCACGAACAAGUCUCCUUUCACCGCUCGAAAUUCCACGUUCUUUGCACUAUUCCAUGCAGAACGUAUGCUGCGAAGAAGGCACUAUGACUAAACGUUUUGGAAGUGUGAACCCUAGCAAGAGCCAACCAUCUUGGCCGCAGCUUCCAGUUCCUCUAAAUCUUCCUCAGGACCCGUGUUUUCUCAGAACCGGCCCUGCUCUUCGAUAGGCUCCACUUUCACUCCAUAUUUCACGUUCGUCUUCCAUGAGUUCACAAGCGCAGGUUGAUUUGAUGAAGAACUCUCACCUGCCAUGGAUUCCUUUCUUGGUAGAAGGUGUAAGCAAUCCAAUCAGGGCACAAUCAGAAGCGGUGGAAAACUCCAAGGUAUCGCCUAGGAGGAGAGAACCCCUAUUAGGACUGGUGGUGAUGAACAAUAAUGAAGACGAAAAGGUUCAAGACGGCGUAGACACGGCGGAGGCGGCGGUGGAGGAGCUAGACUAUUGCUGCAAAUACUGUACAAAGAGAUUUUACAGUAAGCAGGCGUUAGGAGGCCACCAAAACGCCCACCGGAUGGAGAGAGCGGUGGAGAAAACCGCAAAAAAAGUUGGCGGCAGGUUCAUGGAUGUCAGGAACUUCGGCGGCGACCCGUUUUCUCCCGUGUCCACCUUGCCGAGUUCCCUCCAGUCACAAUUUCCGGGCGGGUCGGGCGGCCAGAUAAGCUUUUACCAUGACUUGCUCAUCAGCCACCAGCUCGCCUCCUCCAAACGCCGGCCGCCACUGCCGGCGACGGUUCCACCCCGGCACUAUACGGUCCCUUUUCCACCCACCGAAAAGAGACCCGUUUUCCCAAGGAUGCAAAACCCGCAUUUUACUUGUACCCAGGGUUUGCCGCCAGCAACAAUGGUUGUCGCCAGCACGUCCACCAUGAAGUCUCAUGUGUCUCCCAUGCAUGGCUACGUGAAAGUAGUCAACUCCAAUAGGAGGAAUCAAGAAAGCAAGGACGUUGAGCUGGACUUGACUCUCAAACUUUGAUCACACUUCAAAGUUCGAAUGUUGAACAACUAUACAAGAGUGGGACCAUGCUUGAAGUGCAGUGAACUAGCUAGCUACAAUACUCCUCAUGUGUCUCAGGAAAUAAUUGUUCUCCUUUCAUUUUCGGUCCGUCCGAAAUAAUUGUCCUACUAUGAAACUUUCCUUAUUUGGUAAACAAAUACAAGUAUAUACAAAACAAUGUCAAACAAUGCAAAACAGUGCCAGGAUUGU
Molecule: messenger RNA, 4994 nt
Organism: Cuscuta europaea
Lineage: Eukaryota; Viridiplantae; Streptophyta; Magnoliopsida; Solanales; Convolvulaceae
Source: the annotation of a GenBank genome assembly